AUCCGGAAAUGAGGGGAUGUUUAUGACACAUCAGAUAUAAUAAUUUAUUUUUAAUGGAUCAGACUGAGAUGAUAAAAAUGGAGAGGGUAUUGCAAUGAAAUAUUAAAUAACCGGAGAAAUCUUACGGAUUCAGGAAGUGGAUCCGCGACCCAGUUUGAGUGAAAGUUGUGUUUUGUUUUUCUUCGCAGAAGCAAAGUUUCUUCCAUUAAGUCAAUACCUAAAACAUGUCUUCAUCGCAAGAUAUAUUCAAAAAACAAAAAACCUCUUUCAUUCAAGUAGCUACAAAUGUGACAGAACAAAAACACCAUGUUUCAAGAGCUAAAAGGGGCCAAAUACUUGGAAAUUUACGCGGAUUUCGUGGUUGCACCAUUUGGUUCACUGGCUUGUCUGGAGCUGGUAAAACUUCUAUAGCUUUCGAGCUGGAAGCAUAUCUGGUAACCCAUGGAAUUCCCUCCUAUUGCUUAGAUGGCGACAAUAUGAGAACUGGAUUGAACAGGGAUCUUGGAUUCUCCAAAAAAGACAGAGAAGAAAAUAUUCGCAGAGUAGCUGAAGUCGCCAAGCUAUUUGCUGACGCUGGUCAAAUAUGCCUCUGUAGUUUUGUGUCGCCCUUCACCGAAGAUAGAGAACUGGCAAGAAGAAUCCACAAAGAUAGCGACUUGCCCUUUUUUGAAGUUUUCGUAGAUACUCCUCUGGAAGUGUGCGAAUCUAGAGAUAUCAAAGGAUUGUAUAAGAAAGCAAGGCAGGGUGUGAUAAAGGGUUUUACGGGAAUUGAUCAGGUUUACGAAAAGCCUGAGCAUCCAGAAUUGGUUUUAAAAACUGUUAGUGCUACCGUGGAAGAGUCAACCAUCCAGGUCAUAGAGAUGCUGAGGGAAAAUGGUAUCAUUCCAUUGAUCGAAGAUAAAAAGGAGGAAGUUCCAGAAUUGUUUGUGCCUACCUCUCUAUUUCCAGCAUUCAAAGAGGAGGCAGCUUCAUUAUCACGUCUUCAUAUAGGACUGAUUGAUUUGCAGUGGAUUCAGGUCCUGAGCGAAGGAUGGGCGGCCCCAUUGAAGGGUUUCAUGCGGGAAGACCAGUACCUCCAGACGUUACACUUCAACUGCCUGAUCAACGAGGGCGCCUCCGUCAAUCAGAGCGUUCCGAUAGUCCUACCGGUCACUACCUUCGACAAGGACCGUUUGGAAGGGUGUUCCGCCAUAAGCCUCUUCUACAACAACGUCUGCUACGCCAUCUUGAGAAAACCCGAAUUCUUCCCGCACAGAAAGGAGGAGAGGGUGGCCAGGCAGUUCGGCACCACCAACAAGGACCACCCGCACAUCAGGCUGAUCUACGAGGCCGGCGAUUGGCUCGUAGGCGGCGACCUGGAGGUGUUGCAGAGGAUACAGUGGGGCGACGGCUUGGACAAGUACAGGUUGACGCCGAACGAGUUACGUAAGAAGUUUAAGUAUUUAGGGGCGGACGCUGUGUUCGCCUUCCAGCUGAGGAAUCCCAUCCACAACGGCCACGCGCUCUUGAUGACCGAUACCCUGAAGCAGCUGGAAGAAAGGGGUUUCAGACGUCCAGUGCUGCUGUUACAUCCGCUGGGGGGUUGGACGAAAGAUGAUGAUGUCCCUUUGUACGUGAGGAUCCAACAGCAUCAGGCCGUGUUGGAUUCCGGUAUCCUGAACAAGUCUUCCACGGUACUGGCUAUAUUUCCGAGUCCUAUGAUGUACGCUGGGCCGACCGAGGUCCAGUGGCACGCCAAGGCUAGGAUGAACGCCGGCGCUAACUUCUAUAUAGUCGGUAGAGAUCCCGCUGGAGUGCCACACCCUGCUGGAAAAGAGGCAAGUAGUGACGGUAACCUGUACGAUGUCACCCACGGUGGUAGGGUGCUGAAGAUGGCGCCAGGCCUCAACGACUUGGAAAUUAUACCGUUCAGAGUGGCCGCCUACGAUACGGCCAACAGAAAAAUGGAUUUCUUUGAUCCGUCUAGGAAGGAGGACUUCGAGUUCAUAUCGGGAACCAAGAUGAGGACCCUGGCCAGACAAGGGGCCCAGCCUCCGGAUGGUUUCAUGGCGCCGAAAGCGUGGGAUAUUUUGUCCGGGUAUUAUCAAGACGUGAUGAAGAACAAAUAUUGAAGUACUGUGUGAUUUUAUUGUUGAUUUAUCAUUCCAGUAGUACUGUUUAUCCAGUGAAACAUAGCCGUGCUGCCAUGGAUGAAAUUAUUUUUGUAUUUCUUUAGUAUAGUUAUAACCUUAAGCUGAACCAAACACUUUGGUUGUGACUAUUGCCUCAUUACUUUCAAGGUUUGGGCUUUCGAAAUGGCAUUUAGGGGUAUACUUUGGCUGUUCCUUGUAUUCAUAUGUGUUAGCUUGAAAUCGAAACGACGAACAAAUAUACUGAAACACAAUCGAAUGAAAUACAUUUUGGAGCCACAUGUCGUAGCAACUUAGCCAGAUUAUAAUGUAAAAUGUGGACCUCACAAAAAGGCUCUAAUUGAUUUCGCUUUCUUCAUCUGGAACUGUCGAAAAUGGCCAUUAAUACUCAUUCCCAGGGGAGUCUUUUAUUGAUUGCAUUGAAUCUUCUUGCAAAUUUAUAUAUUUUAAUGUGCCAAUGUGCAAUAAACGUCGGAAAAAAUCGAUAA
Molecule: messenger RNA, 2617 nt
Organism: Coccinella septempunctata (seven-spotted ladybird)
Lineage: Eukaryota; Metazoa; Arthropoda; Insecta; Coleoptera; Coccinellidae
Product: bifunctional 3'-phosphoadenosine 5'-phosphosulfate synthase
Exons: 2
Coding region: 225-2111 (628 amino acids)
Biological process (GO): 3'-phosphoadenosine 5'-phosphosulfate biosynthetic process; sulfate assimilation
Molecular function (GO): sulfate adenylyltransferase (ATP) activity; ATP binding; adenylylsulfate kinase activity
Source: RefSeq, a predicted model, not a curated record